Molecule: messenger RNA, 3903 nt
Organism: Trematomus bernacchii (emerald rockcod)
Lineage: Eukaryota; Metazoa; Chordata; Actinopteri; Perciformes; Nototheniidae
Product: spectrin beta chain, non-erythrocytic 1-like
Biological process (GO): protein localization to plasma membrane; actin cytoskeleton organization
Cellular component (GO): spectrin; cell projection; cortical actin cytoskeleton
Molecular function (GO): phospholipid binding; structural constituent of cytoskeleton; actin filament binding
Source: RefSeq, a predicted model, not a curated record
CAGCAGCAGCAGCAGCAGAGCCUCCCGUCUGCCUCUCCGCCCGGAUCCCCUCUCUGUUUGCGGACUGAUCUGCACAAGGUGUGUUUGCUGCCGAUGUGCCCCGCCCCCUCGUGACUUCAUGAUGACGGCGAUGGAGUUGGACCACAUGGACCUUCAGACCUCAGUCCUUCAGACUCAGUUCAGCAGCAGCAACGACACGGUGAACAACCGCUGGGACGAGGAGUGGGACAACGAGAACAGCUCGGCCCGGCUGUUCGAGCGCUCGAGGAUCAAAGCACUCGCAGACGAGCGCGAGGCGGUGCAGAAGAAGACCUUCACUAAGUGGGUGAACUCUCACCUGUCCAGGGUCUCCUGCAGGAUCUCAGACCUGUACCUGGACCUGAGGGAUGGAAGGUCCCUCAUCAAGCUGCUGGAGGUGCUGUCGGGGGAGAAACUGCCGAAGCCCACUAAAGGCCGGAUGCGGAUCCACUGCCUGGAGAACGUGGACAAGGCUCUGCAGUUUCUGAAGGAGCAGAGAGUUCACCUGGAGAACAUGGGCUGCCACGACAUUGUGGACGGGAACCACCGCCUGACGCUGGGCCUCAUCUGGACCAUCAUCCUGCGCUUCCAGAUCCAGGACAUCAUUGUGGAUUGUGACGACAACAAAGAGAAGCGUUCUGCUAAGGACGCUCUGCUGCUCUGGUGCCAGAUGAAGACCGCCGGGUAUCCAAACGUCAACAUCCGCAACUUCAGCACCAGCUGGAGAGACGGCAUGGCCUUCAACGCACUCAUCCACAAGCACAGGCCCGAUCUGAUCGACUUCGAUAAGCUGAAGAAGUCGAACGCUCACCACAACCUUCAGGACGCUUUCAACCUGGCGGAGCAACACCUGGGCAUCACCAAGCUGCUGGACCCCGAGGACAUCAGCGUGGACCAGCCGGACGAUAAGUCGGUGAUCACCUACGUGGUGACGUACUACCACUACUUCUCCAAGAUGAAGGCUCUGAAGGUGGAGGGGAAGCGCAUCGGCAAGGUGCUGGAAAACGCCAUAGAGACGGAGAAGAUGGUGGAGAAGUACGAGUCUCUGGCCUCAGACCUGCUGGAGUGGAUCGAGCAGACCAUCAUCAUCCUCAACAACAGGAAGUUCGCCAACGCCCUGCUGGGGGUCCAGCAGCAGCUGCAGGCCUUCAACACCUACCGGACCGCGGAGAAGCCCCCCAAGUUCACAGAGAAGGGGAACCUGGAGGUCCUGCUGUUCACCAUCCAGAGUAAGAUGAGAGCCAACAACCAGAAGGUGUUCACACCGCGAGAGGGGAAGCUGAUCUCAGACAUCAACAAGGCGUGGGAGCGUCUGGAGAAGGCGGAGCAUGAGCGGGAGCUGGCUCUGAGGAUGGAGCUGAUUCGUCAGGAGAAGCUGGAGCAGCUCGCCAGACGCUUCGACAGGAAGGCGGCCAUGAGAGAGACGUGGCUGAGCGAGAACCAGAGGCUGGUGUCGCAGGAUAACUUUGGCUUCGACCUGCAGGCGGUGGACGCGGCCACCAAGAAGCACGAGGCCAUCGAGACGGACAUCACGGCGUACGAGGAGCGUGUCCAGGCCGUCCUAUCGGUGGCCCGGGAGCUGGAGGCGGAGUCUUACCACGACAUCAAGCGCGUGGCGGCCAGGAAGGAGAACGUGGUGCGGCUGUGGGAGUAUCUGCUGGAGCUGCUGAAGGCCCGCCGGCUGCGGCUGGAGACCAACCUGGGGCUGCAGAGGGUCUUCCAGGAGAUGCUGCACAUCAUGGACUGGAUGGACGAGAUGAAGAUGCUGCUGCUGUCUCAGGACUACGGGAAGCACCUGCUGGGCGUGGAGGACCUGCUGCAGAAACACGCCCUGGUGGAGGCUGACAUCUCCAUCCAGGCCGACCGCGUGAAGGCCGUCAGCUCCAACGCCACCCGGUUCUCCGUCAGCGACGCUGGCUACAAGCCGUGCGACCCUCAGGUGAUCGAGGACCGGGUCUCUCACCUGGAGUUCUGCUACCAGGAGCUGACCCAGCUGGCUGCGGAGCGCCGGUCCCGGCUGGAGGAGUCCCGCCGCCUCUGGAAGUUCUUCUGGGACAUGGCGGAAGAGGAGGGCUGGAUCCGGGAGAAGGAGCAGAUCCUGUCCUCGUUGGAGAACGCCAAAGACCUGACGGGUUCUCUAAGACUGCUGAGUCAGCAGCGAGCGCUGGAGCACGAGAUGAGCGGCCGCAACGGACUCCUGAAGAACACCAUCGCUGAGGGCCAGGACAUGGUGCAGGCCGGACACUUUGCCGCCACAAAGAUCCAGGAGCGUGUGUGCGACCUGCAGGACCAGUGGGCGGCUCUGGAGCGCCUGGCAGCGGCGAGGAAGAGGAAGCUGGAGGAGGCUCUGGCGCUUCAUCAGUUCCAGACGGACGCAGACGACGUGGACGCCUGGACGCUGGACGCCCUGCGCAUCGUGUCCAGCGGAGAGACCGGCCACGACGAGUUCUCCACGCAGGCGCUGGUCCGGAAGCACAAGGACGCGGCGGCGGAGGUCUCCAGCUACCGGUCCGUCAUCGACUCGCUGCAGGAGCAGGCCGCCGCGCUGCCGGAGGAGGAGGCGCAGUCUGAGGAGGUCCGCGGGCGCCUGGCCGGCAUCGAGGAGCGAUACAAGGAGGUGUCGGAGCUGACGAAGCUGAGGAAGCAGGCGCUGCAGGACGCGCUGGCGCUCUACAAGAUGUUCAACGAGGCUCACGCCUGCCAGGUCUGGAUCGACGAGAAGGAGCAGUGGCUGAACAGCAUGGAGAUCCCCGAGAAGCUGGAGGACCUGGAGGUGAUCCAGCACCGCUUCGAGAGCCUGGAGCCGGAGAUGAACAACCAAGCGUCCCGGGUCGCCGUGGUGAACCAGAUCGCCCGGCAGCUGAAGCACAACGGACACCCGAGCGAGACAGACAUCAAGACGCAGCAGGACCAACUCAACAACAGGUGGAGCCAGUUCAGAGACCUGGUGGACCUGAAGAAGGAGUCCCUGAACUCGGCGCUCGGCGUGCAGAACUACCACCUGGAGUGCAACGAGACCAAGUCGUGGAUCAAGGAGAAGACCAAGGUGAUCGAGUCCACGCAGGAGCUGGGCAACGACCUGACAGGUGUCAUGGCGCUGCAGCGCAAACUCACCGGCAUGGAGCGAGAUCUCGCCGCCAUCGAGGACAAGCUGGGAGACCUGCGGGGCGAGGCAGAGCGUCUGGCCACAGAGCACCCGGACCAGGCCAAGGCCAUCACGGGCCGGCUGGCGGAGAUCACAGCGGUCUGGGAGGAGAUGAAGAACACCCUGAAGACCCGCGAGGAGUCUCUGGGUGAGGCCAGGAAGCUGCAGCAGUUCCUGCGCGAGCUGGACGACUUCCAGUCCUGGCUGUCUCGCACACAGACCCUCAUCGCCUCCGAGGACAUGCCCAACACGCUGGCCGAGGCCGAGAAGCUGAUGGCGCAGCACGAGGGCAUCAAGAACGAGGUGCAGAACUACGAGGAGGACUACCAGAAGAUGCGGGACAUGGGCGAGCUGGUGACCCAGGGCCAGACGGACGCCCAGCAUAUGUUCCUGAGGCAGCGGCUGGAGGCGCUGCACACCGGCUGGAACGAGCUGCACAAGAUGUGGGAGAACCGGCAGAACCUUCUGACCCAGAGCCACGCGUACCAGCUGUUCCUCAGGGACACCAAGCAGGCCGAGGCCUUCCUCAACAACCAGGAGUACGUUCUGGCUCACACGGAGAUGUCCUCCACGCUGGAAGGAGCUGAGGCAGCCAUCAAGAAGCAGGAGGACUUCAUGACCACGAUGGACGCCAACGAGGAGAAGAUAAACGGCGUGGUGGAGGCGGGGCGGCGUCUCGCCAGCGACGGGAACAUCAACGCUGAGAGAAUCCAGGAGAGAGUCGCCUCCAUCGACGAAAG